Messenger RNA from Temnothorax curvispinosus, 2823 nucleotides. RefSeq names its product anaphase-promoting complex subunit 2 (gene morula). Gene Ontology annotation, biological process: ubiquitin-dependent protein catabolic process. The coding region runs from base 89 to 2431 and encodes 780 amino acids. NCBI's taxonomy places the organism in Eukaryota, Metazoa, Arthropoda, Insecta, Hymenoptera, Formicidae. The record is from RefSeq and is a predicted model, not a curated record. Gene Ontology annotation, molecular function: ubiquitin protein ligase binding. The transcript is spliced from 8 exons. Gene Ontology annotation, cellular component: anaphase-promoting complex.
AAUUGGGCAACUUGUUUACAUGUGCCAUCCCAUCCCGUUCCGUCAGUCACGUGGUCUGCUAGCGUGCUCAGUCAGCUUCUAAACAAACAUGGCGAAGGUAGAGCUGAAAUCGAGGGAUUUUUUCUUCGAUCAAUUAGACCAUGUAUUUCCAAUAGUUAGAGGAAAGGUUAAAGAGGAAUGUACGGAGGAAGAAUUUAUGAAUUUAGUAGAAGUUAUACAAUUCUUCAAGUCGACAUACUAUGUCAUAGAGAUCGUGAUUCAUAACAUAGAACAGUACAUUCGUUGUUACGUGGCCCCGGCAUUCUGGAAGAACUUCGAGUACACAGAAGAUGGCCAACGGGGCUUUGAAUUGUUCAAGUCUGCUGUCGAUGAUCUGUACGAGCAUCUCAUGGAAUUUCUGCCGGUUCUAAAGAAGCUAGAAUACUUAAGGCAGAACAAAGGCGCGGAAUGUUCUCUACCAAGCGGCAAGGACGAUAUAGAUAUAGAGGCACGAUUCAGGCUUAUCGUGAGAGCGACAUUACUGAGCCAGUUACCUCUGUGCCACGAAUGUAUCAUAGGACACUUUUAUAAAAUCGCGUUCAACAUAUUUUGCAUUUUGGACAACUCGUCGCAAGCGGACAUGUCAGCCAGCGAGAUCCAAUGCACAAGAUGUGCCCAGGAAGUGGAGAACUGCCGGUGCCAGAUGAUAGUUUACAUGUUUCACGAGACAAACAGAAAAUUAAUCGAGCUGGAGUUAUUGGAGAGACUUGUAGGAAACGUACUCACGUCGCUGAUCCAUAUUCGUAUUGAGAAUCACGUAAUUCAAAAAUGCGAUAAGACGUUUGAUGUGUCACAGUUGGCCUCAUUAGAAAAUUGGCUCGAGACUGUCGUCAUGAAGUGGCUGAUAAGAGUUUACUCCGGUGGUUUCUCGAACACGGAAGUACUUGGCGACGAAAUUCGCGACGCCAUAAACAAGUUUAAGCAGAAGUUAUCUCAUUAUCUGUACGAAACGUACACCAACAUAAGAAUCGAUCAUCUCUUUAACAUAAUAAUAGAAUAUCCCGAGUCGCAACCCGCGGUGGACGAUCUCCGAAUUUGUUUAGAAAGAACCGAUAAGCGGAAGGUCCUGGUUAAAAAUCUGCAGGAAGCGAUCAAAACGAGGCUUCUGCAUGCCGGUGUGAAUACCCCGGAUAUAGUGACCGCUUAUAUUGCCGCGAUUAAAGCGCUCAAACACCUCGAUCCAACUGGAGUUCUUCUAGAAACUGUUACGGAGCCCAUUAAAUGCUACUUGAGGAGCAGAGAAGACACCGUACGUUCCGUCGUUAAUAGCCUGCUCGAUGAUUCACCCAGCGAGUUAGCUGAUGAAUUGGUGAGGGGCGAGUGCCUGCAGCUGGACGACGGUUCGGCGGACGAUGAGUCUGAAGAUUGGGAGAAAUGGUUGCCGGAUCCGGUCGACGCUGAUCCCGCUAAGUCGACACAGCGUAAAGUGUCUGACAUAAUCUCUACGCUGGUGAACGUUUACGGCAGCCAGGAUUUAUUCGUCAACGAGUAUCGCACGUUGCUGGCGGAUAGACUACUCUCGCAACUCAACUAUCAUACCGAACGCGAGAUACGUCACUUGGAGUUGUUGAAAAGACGAUUCGGAGAGAAUCAGCUGCAUUACUGCGAAGUCAUGCUGAAGGACGUUUACGAUUCGAAGAGGAUAGACGGUAACAUCCACUCUGACACCAGUUACAACUUGCAAAGGGAACUUUUUCCCACUUCCGCGCUUAUACUAUCGGCGCAGUUCUGGCCGCCGUUUAAAGAAGACUGGAAAUUGAAACUGCCGAGUAUCGUGCAGAAUCAAUUGAACAAAUACGUAAAGGCGUUCGAGGCUUUGAAGGGAAACAGAACGCUCUGCUGGAAGCCUCACUUGGGAAAUGUGAGCCUGGAAAUCGAAUUGAAGGACAGAAAGCUGGAUAUAAACGUCACGCCGGUGCACGCGACGAUUAUCUUGCACUUCCAGGAUAAAAAUGAGUGGACUUUGCAAGAUCUGGCGGAGGUGAUGCACGCACCGGCGACUGUUCUGCGACGCAAGAUGUCAUUCUGGGUGUCGCAAGGCCUUCUGAAGGAGACAUCUAGUGACGUGUUCAUUCUGCAAGAGGAGAGUACGUCCAAGAGUCGUUUAUCGACCGACAUUGUCGACGACGAAGAGGCUGAAAGCGCAAUGGCUUCAGCCAGCGAUCAGAGAGAGGAGGAACUACAGGUAUUCUGGUCGUACAUUGUUGGGAUGUUGACGAAUCUAGAUUCAUUGCCAAUAGAAAGGAUUCAUCAGAUGUUGAAAAUGUUCGCGUCGCAAGGACCGGGUGCCGUGGAAUGCGGUUUGCCGGAACUAAGGCAGUUUUUGGACAGAAAAGUCAGGGAACAUCAGCUGUUGCUCUCCGGUAGUCUCUAUCGAUUACCGAAGUCAUAAAGGGAUAAAGGGAUCCUCUAUCUCAUAUCGGGUGUAUUUAUUGUAACGAUAAGAAAAUAAUUUUUAAUAUUAUAUUAAGUGAUAACAAAAAUUUAUCUUUUUUUUUUAAAUUAAGUAUUUAAGAAAUAAAAAACUCUUGAGUAUUUGAAAUUUUGGCACAUGAUUCUGAAUUUUAAAGUUACUUCGAAAAAAGAGUCGUUAUAUAAAAAGUUAUUAAUAAUUUUCGCGUUAUUUCCCGUUAAUAAAUGGGUAUUAUUGGUAAUAAAAGAAAACAGUCCCGUAUCUGAUGAUGAACAUGAAAUUUCGAAAACGGAUCCAACAAUUUCUUUCAAAAAUUUUUCACAUGUUAUUAAAAAUAAUAUUUAAAAUGUGAAAACAAAUGUGGAAAAUCG